CAAAGGAGAGUUCCCCUCUUCUGCCACCUCCCUCUUUUCCCUCUUCCCCCACCCCUCACCCCCUUCCCUCUCUCUCACACACACACACACACCACAUUCAUUCAGAGCCCAGUUUGGAGUCUAAUCACUUCCUCACACACUCACAUUAUCUCUUUCUGGAGCAACAUGCACAGGCUAACCCACUACCGCCUUCUCUUUGUCUGCUUGACUGGAGUGCUGCUGUUGCUACCUCUCUGCUGCGGCCAAACUGUAUAUUAUGACUACGGUGACGCAACACCGACACCGGACUACGACUACAACGCCACCUUUGAAUACGUCUUUUUCAGCAACGCUAGUACUGAGGACCUGGACAAGUUUCUAAGAGCAAGUGAAGAGGAGUUUUAUGAGGGGGAAGAGGAAGACACGACCUUCUCGACCACUAUGUCGACCACUAUGUCGACCACUAUGUCGACCACAGACAGCAGCAUAGCGAAGGGCUCCAGGACAGCUCCUCCAUGUUUGCUGCUUGCCCUGGGCUUGACCGUGCACCAGCUGGGCCAACUCCUAUGAGAGAUAUCCAUGAGUCUAAGCAUGAAGGGGAAGCGCGAGAAAGACCGGCGGGACAGGGCUCAACACUCACCGGCAGUGACUCUUGGACUCCUGUGAACUCAAACUUUAUUAUGCAAAGAACCCCUUCAGUCUUUGACUGCUCCCCCGUAGGACCUGAAGCCCAAACCAGGGACUCAAACCACUGCUCCCAUUGGAUAUGAUGUUACUACAACAUCACCCAUAGUAUUCUAUAGCAAUGGAGAGACGAAAACCACUGCACACUGUAGGAUAAAUUACUACACAAUUGUGUUUUUAUGCGCUAUAACACACGCAACCCUGCUUAUGUAGCAAACGCCACCACCGCACAAUAUUGAUAUGCAUUCCGUGUUGCAUCAUUCAGGGAGGUAGCUGAUCUGUAAGGUUGGUUCAGGCACCAUUAGGCUGAUGGAAAGAAAUGCCCAAUGACGAUUUAUUAAAGGGUAGAAGGUCCUAAAUGUGAAAGUAGGCCAGGUUAAUGAGAGGACUUCAAUUUGUUUCUCAAAAAGUAGAUCCAAUACCACAGAAAGACAUGACCGGUUACGUGCUUUGUCCAUCGGGGAGGUCAAUCUUAUUAAUCUUCUGUUUUGGAACUACUUUGAGUCAUGUGGAUUUUUAUUGAGAGAAUUCGUCGUUCUGUCAAUGAAAAGCUCCGAAAAAACUGGUUUGAAAAUAUUGUGAACCUGUCGAUACCAAUAGCACAAAUAUAUCUGAUGUUCCGUUUCACACGUGUUCAUUCCAAGCUCCGUUACUUCCUGUGUGUCGCAUUUACCCUGGUUCCUCUCGUUAUACACAAACACGGCACAGCAUCCUUUUAAUCUAAGCCAUGCUGUUUAUUGACUUUGAGCAAAUACACAGGCACUUUCCUUUGGCACUUCUGCAUCACCAGUCACCUCCUCAAAAGGGCAGGUAACCCUCUGCAGCAUACCAGUAUUUACCAUGUGUUUUAGACCAUUUUUAUAAGUGUUUUAUGAAUAUUUUAUAGACGUGUAUAAAUGAACUCUACAGAGGGGAUCAUACCGACUACUCAAAUGCACACAAGGUUAAUCAUGUCAACUGAUGAAUGUUAUUGUCAGUGUAGUGUAUGCAUUUAUACAUAUUGCUUAUGUUUCAUAACAAGUCCAAUGAGUAUAUCCUCUGGCGUGUUGAUGUUGAUGUUCUCCGUAUCCACAGCCAGAAUGAUUUUGCAGUGCAUGGUGAUCAAACAUGUUUCCUGUUAUAUUCAUCAGAGGUGUAGGGAGGGUGAAGUCUGUGAAUCCAAUUUUUUAUUAUACAGAUGUUUAAUUAAACAUGUACACGACAGUA
Messenger RNA from Salmo salar (Atlantic salmon), 1869 nucleotides. RefSeq lists its product as uncharacterized. Lineage: Eukaryota; Metazoa; Chordata; Actinopteri; Salmoniformes; Salmonidae. The record is from RefSeq and is a predicted model, not a curated record.